This is a messenger RNA of Ostrinia nubilalis (European corn borer), 1807 nucleotides long. RefSeq names its product CCR4-NOT transcription complex subunit 7-like. The coding region runs from base 208 to 1077 and encodes 289 amino acids. Gene Ontology annotation, cellular component: CCR4-NOT core complex; CCR4-NOT complex; P-body. The record is from RefSeq and is a predicted model, not a curated record. NCBI's taxonomy places the organism in Eukaryota, Metazoa, Arthropoda, Insecta, Lepidoptera, Crambidae. Gene Ontology annotation, molecular function: nucleic acid binding; poly(A)-specific ribonuclease activity. The transcript has 8 exons.
CUGUUUGUUGUCUGUGGUCAACUUGCAGUAUUUUGUGCGGCGUUUUUGAGCUAAAUAUUGAAAGGAAUUAAACCGCAUUACAAAUUGCAUUACGUUUUUGGCCUCUUGUACUCAUAGUUAAAGUAAAAAGUUACCUAAAUACUCGCAAACACGGCUUCUAUUCAGUACGAAGAGGUUAAAUUUAAAACGGAUAACUAUCUUUUAGAGAUGCCUGCUGCUAGUUUUGGGUCCCUUGUUACAAGUGCACUGAAAGAGGAUUGUGCCAUCAAAAAUGUCUGGAAUCACAAUCUUCACGAGGAAUUUCAUGUCAUCCGGCAGGUUGUUCAGAAAUUUCACUGGGUUGCAAUGGAUACAGAGUUCCCUGGUGUUGUUGCAAGACCUAUUGGAGAAUUCAGAUCUACUGCUGACUACCAGUACCAAUUAUUAAGAUGUAAUGUGGAUCUGCUGAGAAUCAUACAACUAGGUCUUACCUUCAUGGAUGAAAGUGGCAAAACUCCUCCGGGCUGCACAACAUGGCAAUUCAACUUUAAGUUUAAUCUACAGGAAGAUAUGUAUGCCCAAGAUUCUAUUGAUUUAUUACAAAAUUCUGGGUUGCAAUUCAGAGAACAUGAAGAACAUGGCAUUGAACCUUUGGAAUUUGCAGAGUUACUGAUGUCAUCAGGAAUAGUGCUCAUGGAUAAUAUCAAUUGGUUGAGUUUUCAUUCUGGAUAUGAUUUUGGCUAUUUAUUAAAACUUCUCACAGACCAAAACCUACCCCAAGAAGAAAAUGACUUUUUUGAUAGUCUGCGUCUAUAUUUCCCUACAGUUUAUGAUGUCAAGUAUCUGAUGAAAUUGUGCAAAAACCUAAAGGGUGGUUUGCAAGAAGUAGCAGACCAACUUGAACUGCGGCGAGUAGGACCACAGCACCAAGCCGGCUCAGACUCCCAUCUCACAGGAAUGGCAUUUUUCAAAAUAAAAGAGAUAUUCUUUGAUGGCAACAUUGAAAGCACAAGUGGUCACCUUUAUGGAUUAGGUGCACCCUUUUCUACUAAUGUCAACAAUUUCCAAGAUAAUGGAGAGAAUGGAAAUUCGUCUUGAUCGGCCGAGUCAUUAGUGUAAUUUUAACACCACAACCACAAGUGUUCCAUUUACUGGAGUGAACUUGAGUAAAAUUGUGAUUAUGUUAUGUACCUAACAUGUGCAGGAUGAUUAUUUUUUUCAAUGUGAGGAACAUAGACUGUUACACUGCAUAGUAUUUUUUUUUAUUUAAAUAAGGGUAUAUUAAUGUUUUAUUGAUGCAAAAUUUCAACAAUGCUACAACACUGUUCAACCACUGUUACUUCCACAGGCACAUCCUAUUAUAGAACAGUGUUGUAGAACAGUAUUUACGAGGGGAAUGUCUAAAUACAUAAUUCUACCAAUUCUCGUUUAGAUAUUUUCGUAGCUUGAGAUGAAUCCCUCUGAGUCAGGCCAAAGUUAUAAAUUCUGUAAGUUGAGCUAGGUAAUCUUUAAGUAUUAUUAAGAUUUAAUUCUUAUACAUAUUUAUAAAUAGGAAUCUACCUUGACAUUGUGAUAAUGAAGGCAUGAAUGAAGCUAGUCAGCACUUGUAAGUGAUUAGAUUGUUACGAUUUUAAAAUUUAAUAUCGGCUUAGAUUUCAAAAUUAAUAUAAGAAAAAAAAUGUCAUUACCUAUUUCUUUGAAACAAGCUAGCACGCCAUACAAAUCUGUUUAGUAAUUAAAAUCAAAAGAAUGAUCGUGCCAGCUUUUUUGAAGCUAGGUAAGCCGUCUUGUACAGAUAGUUUAAUAAAAUACGGUUUAUAAUAUACAA